UUCUCUCACACUCCCUCUUGCUUUAAAUAACAAAUAUUUGAAGUCUUUUGUGGGCACGGUUUGUUAAUGCCUUUUUUGUUCUAGGGUUUGGCAUAUAAAUGAGCAUCACAUAGAAGUGGAGUGAUUAAAUUAGCUGAAGUGUAUAGAAGUGUAGGUUGGGUCAAGUGAUCAGAGAAACAUCAAACAUGUAUCAGUAUAGUUCCCAGAUGUACGGAACUGAAUGGGAAUCCUACAUGGGAAUUACCAACCUAGCCAAGGUUGUUUCAUCAGAACAGCUAUGUGUUGAUCCAACAAAAUCACCCUUCAACAUUGUGACCACUCCUCUUCAAACUCCACCAGGUUUUUGUGCAACCAGAAGCCUUGUGAGUUUUCAAGCUCAACAACAUGAUCAGAUUGAAGUUCCUGCUUGGUGCUUUGAGUUUCCAAAGACCACGACGACAACAACAACAAUAGACUCUGGAGAUAACUUCACCAGUACCAAGCAAGAUCUACCAUCCUCACAAUUCACAAGCUCCUUAUUGUGCCCGGUUGCUGAAUCUUUCUUGUCUAGUAAUAGUUCAGAUUGUCCUUCUUCUUCUGAAAAGUAUUGUAAAUUUGCUUGCUCUGAAAAGUAUAGCGAUAUUCAGCCUGACAGUGUGCCAUAUUAUGAUCAAUUUUCACAAGAUGAUAAGUUACUGAGGGAUGAUGCUGCCACAGAUGAAAGGCCCCUUGAGAUUUCCUUUCAGAGAAACCAGUUGGUCUCGUGUAGAAAGCGAGAAAAGCAGGGUCCUCGUCAACAUUGUGGGGGUGCCUGUUUAACUUCAAGUAACUCUGCUUUUAGGAGAGGCAAAAGAAGAAUAAAAUGGACCAAAGAUCUGCAUGAACCAUUUAUGAUGAUUGUUAAAAGCCUUGGUGGCCCCGAAAAGGCAAAGCCAAAGGCUAUACUAGAGAUGAUGAAAUCAGAUUUGCUGUCCAUUUCUCACGUUAAAAGUCAUUUGCAGAAAUGUCGGUCCACAAUACACAUGCACAAAGAUUUACAGGUUUUUCUUUCAGAAAGAUCCGAGGAAGGACAUAAAACAGAUGAGGUGGCUGAGCUUCAAGUCAAAAUCCAAAUGCAAAUUGAGGAAUCACGGCAAUUGCAGCUAGAGGUCCGGAGGAAUAUUUGCCAACAACUAGAGAUGCAACGAAAUUUGCAAGUGCUAAUUGAACAGCAGAGCCAGCAGCUGAAAGUAAUGCUAGAUUACCAAAAGGAAAGAACCAAACAGGAGAAGAACCCUUGACAGUUGACACAGAACUGGAAGCUCCUAUCCCCAAAAUAUGAAUCAAUUGUUUUGAUAAAUAAGUGACUCUAUUUUCCUAGCUGUCAUGUGGCAUGGCUAGGGCACAUGCAAACACCAUUUUGCUUCCUUUUUCUUGCAAUUGGCAAUCAAGAAUUUUUUUGCCUUUGGCAGCUACUUCAGAAUGUAAGCACCUCCAGUCUGCUCUGUGAACACUCCCACACAAAAAGGGUUAUCACAGAAUUGAGAGAAGAACCGAAAACAUCUUCACACUAACUGGGUCGUAUAUAAAUAUUAUGAUACUUGUAUUUAUACGAUUUAUUGUUAACUAUAUUUCAUAUAGAAAUCUGACUUUUAUUUCUUGA
This is a messenger RNA of Cajanus cajan (pigeon pea), 1621 nucleotides long. RefSeq lists its product as uncharacterized. Gene Ontology annotation, molecular function: DNA binding; DNA-binding transcription factor activity. NCBI's taxonomy places the organism in Eukaryota, Viridiplantae, Streptophyta, Magnoliopsida, Fabales, Fabaceae. The record is from RefSeq and is a predicted model, not a curated record.